Patiria miniata (bat star) is the source of this 3765-nucleotide messenger RNA. Its product is annotated as sushi, von Willebrand factor type A, EGF and pentraxin domain-containing protein 1-like. The coding region runs from base 262 to 3741 and encodes 1159 amino acids. The transcript has 16 exons. Gene Ontology annotation, molecular function: calcium ion binding. Lineage: Eukaryota; Metazoa; Echinodermata; Asteroidea; Valvatida; Asterinidae. The record is from RefSeq and is a predicted model, not a curated record.
CAAGCACAGGGUUUACUUCCUUGUUUUGUUCGCCAAUAGGAUCCAUGGACAUCCUGAGCACGUCACGGACGGAUAAUGAGUUCUCUCUCUUUAAUAGUGGUUGGUGAACAGGAUCGGUUCCCUUGACAUUGGCUACAUCUGGAAAUAUAAUGUCACUGACUUCGCGCGGCGGCCUCACAAACCAACCACAAAGCAAAAGUCGAGUGUCAUCUGGAAACUCUCCACUUUAUUCUGCAUAACGCACAGCGAUCGACUGUCGAUAUGCAUGCCUUGCUAAUGCUUGGCGGAUUUCUCCCAGCUCUUUGCUGGGUGCUCUGCACGGUAGUCCAGGCCCAGGAAUACCCAGAAUGUCCGCAGACCGCGACCUCCGAGCAUGACCGGGAACAGAUCACCGAAAAAAGCCAACAUUUCAUCCGUGCAUUGGAGAGGUACCAGAACAGACCGGCCGAGAUUGUCUUCGUCCUGGAUUCCUCAGGCAGCGUCGGUCUCGGCCCCUUCGGCUGCGAGGUGCAGUUUGUUCGUCAUUUCUCCAAGCUGUUCAGCGUGUCUCCGGAGAACUCGCGAGUGGCAGUGGUAACAUACUCCAGCUGUGACAAGAUCUACACCGACUUUGACUACAUCAACUCGCCGGUGGGCAAGAACAAGUGCACGCUACUUGGCACCGACCUGCCGCGGACCAACUACCGAGAAGGGGGAACGUGUACCGUGGAUGGACUGCGCAGGGCCCAGGACAUUCUGGCUGGAGCGCGGCCAUCCACACAAAAAAUUGUCUUUGUCCUGACUGAUGGACAUUCCAAUGAUGGUGGAAGCCCGCUGCCAGUGGCCGCUGCCCUGCGGAACACAGCUGCAGUCUUCGCCAUCGGCCUGGGCACGGGCAUCAGUGUAGAUGAGCUGAACGGCAUCGCCUCUUCACCAAGCGAUGACUAUGUCUUCCUGCUGGAUCAGCUGACCGAUGUAGAGAGCCUCGCUGAGAAAGUCAUUGGAGAUCAGGCAGACAUGGCCUCCUGGGAUCGCAACGUGAACUCUGACCUCUGCAACUCACUCUGCCUGUCAGGAAGCAACUGCUGCGACAUGCGGGCCACCUGCUCAUGUGCAACUCAGACGGGAAGCUACGGAUGUGCCUGCCAUCCUGGCUACACGGGCGACGGGAAACAGAAUCAGUGCAGAGCCUGCCCUCGCGGGACCUAUAAACCAGAGUAUGGCAACCAGGGUUGCACCAACUGCCCUGCUCUCUCUACCACGAUGGCAGAGGGCAGCACAUCCCUCAGUAACUGUCAGUGCCUGGCCGGUCACCAAGGUUCUCCAGCAACAAAAGUCCCGUGCACACCCAUCAACUGCCAACAACUGAGCUUCACUGAAUCCUCUGGAGUCCUUCUUGUCCCACCGAACUGCGACAACCACUACGGGACUGAGUGCCGCAUGCAGUGCCGUCCUACCUACCGUGCCCAGCCCGGCACUGCGGACAUAGUGACAUGCUUAGCCAGUGGCCUGUGGUCUGGCAACCCUCUCCAGUGCACCCAAAUUACUUGUGUGGUAUUGCCAGCACCGGCAAAUGGCCAUCAGUCGUGCGACACGACGGAUUGGCGCAUCGGAACUGUGUGCAACCAGACCUGCAGUGAAGGAUACGAGCGGGAGGGCGCCCUCCAGAGACGAUGCGAACUCAACUUGGCACAGCAGGUCGGGGAGUGGACCAACCAGGCUGGCAAAUGCAAAGCCAAGACAUGCCCCGCCCUUCUCUCCAAACAACACAUGAGGAUCCGUCCAUCCUCCUGUGAGAAGCAGAUUCAAGAGUACACCUCUGAGUGUUUCUAUGAAUGCAAGAAUGGAUUCCGGUUGAAAGGGGUGAACCGGAGGGCCUGUCAAGCUGACGGGACGUGGUCAGAUUCAUCGAUGGAAAACACCUGUGUUGAUGUCGAGCCACCAGUAUUCACCUUUUGCCCCUCGGACAUUUCGCUGGUGACCGACCGGAACAAGAACUUUGCAACAAAUGCCAGCUGGGACCAGCCUAUAGCGAGUGACAACGCAGGCCAGCCACUGGUCACUGGCUCUCCGUCAGCUUCACAGGAGCGGUUCUAUCUGGGUGUGGCCACCGAGAUCACAUACACGGCGCGUGAUGGCGAGGGUCUGGAGACCAACUGCACUUUCGUCGUCACAGUUGAAGACCAAGAGCCCCCUAGAUGCACCUACUGCCCAGAUAACAUCCAAGCCGAGAGUAAUGAAAGACAGCGUAGUGUCAACUGGACUGUUCCCACCUUCAAAGACAACUCAGAGAUGCCUGUCAAGCUGAGGUCCGACAUUCCACCAGGAUCGCUGUUCUUCUGGGGGCCGCCCAGGCAAAUCAGUUACCGAGCCGAGGACCAAGCGGGCAAUGCCGUCUUCUGUAACUUCACAGUUGCAGUGAGACAAUACCCUUGCCCCUUCUACCCCCCACCGCAGAAUGGAGCUCUGGCUUGUGAGACCUGGCUUGGUGGCCAGUUCUGCCGGGUGGCCUGCAGCGAGAACUUUGACUUCAAUCGGAAUCCUGCGGGUGAAUACUACUGCAGAACGCCUCUUGGCAGUGUCGCGGCCCAGUGGGGGCCAUCUCCAACAAACCCGAACACUGCCAACUUUAGGGUCCCUUGGCCGGAUUGCUCUGAAAUGAGAGAUCCCAAUGCAGAGAUGACGCUCGGGGUGCAGUUCUACGUCGGGGAUUGCCAGCUGGAUGAGCGCGCAAAAGCACAGAUUGCUGCUGACUUCGUGGCCAGGUUCCAGGAAUUGAACCAAUUUGUGCCCGGCCUCUGCCAGGCGGACACUGGCUGCAGCGUGGAGAAUGUCAAGGUGACCUGUGGGGCGGUGGAUGGACGGCGGAAGAGACGACGCAGGCAAACCAAUGACCUGGCUCUGGAAAUAGAGUUCACCGUGGUCGUCAAUUCAGCUCAUCAGCCACAGAUUCAGAACACCUCCUCCGCUGUCAGUCCCAGCAUGAAUUCCGUCCAGGUACUCAACAACUUCAUGGAGACCAUGGACAUGGUCAUCUCAGCAGGACUGCUCAACAUUUCCACCGGGAACGGCAACAUGCUGUCGCCUGUCGGGCCAGUUAACGUCUUGGAGCCAGUCUCACUGUCGUGUCAGGACGGGGAGGUCCUACGAAAUCAGUCAUGCGUUGUCUGCCCAACUGGUACAUACCAUGACGUCGAGGGUGGUGUUUGCCAAGACUGCAGCGCUGGUUUCUAUCAGGACUCAGACGGGCAGAUGUCCUGUCUACGAUGUCCCCAGGGAACCACUACCCGCCGCAAAGGCUCCAAAUACCCGGAGGAUUGUAAAGCCCCCUGUCCAAUGGGUACCUACUCUGCCAGCGGUCUCGUAACGUGCAUGGCGUGUCCACGGGGAGCUUACCAGCCUUAUGGAGGCUCCACGUAUUGCCUGCCGUGCCCUGAGGGCCUGACAACCUGGACAGAAGGUGCCCUCUCAGUGGACGAAUGCACAGGUGAAUGUCCAUUGGGCAGCUACUCUGGUACAGGGUUUGCACCAUGUAUGCUGUGCCCCAAGGGUUUCUUCCAGCCUCUAAGGACCCAGAAAUUCUGCCUUACCUGCCCGGACGAACUUUACACCCACCACGAAGGUGCACACCACAUAGCCUAUUGCCAAGUGAUCAAUGAGUGCGAGUCGCAGCCGUGCAGGCAGGGAGCCGUCUGCGUUGACCUGCCCAAGGGCUACCAGUGUCUCUGCCCGACGGGCUACACGGCCCCGACUGCGAGGUGAACAUCAACGACUGUGACCACGAUC